Gracilinanus agilis (Agile Gracile Mouse Opossum) is the source of this 5247-nucleotide messenger RNA. It is a transcript of the gene PAPPA2, whose product is annotated as pappalysin 2. Bases 1 to 5247 code for a protein of 1748 amino acids. The record is from RefSeq and is a predicted model, not a curated record. The transcript has 22 exons. Lineage: Eukaryota; Metazoa; Chordata; Mammalia; Didelphimorphia; Didelphidae. Gene Ontology annotation, molecular function: metallopeptidase activity.
AUGCUGGGCUUAAGGGUACUGGGGAUGACACUUGUGGUUCUGACUGGUGGGCUGCUCAGUGUGGCUGAUUCGGACCUAGGCUGGGAGCAUAAGCAGUCCUUGGUCCUCAGGGGGCAGCUGAACCAGGUGUCAUCAGAAGGAGAACAGUGUUGGCUGGGGGCUAGAGCCCGAAGACCCCGAGCUGCUCCCCUGAAUCAUCUCUUUGGGGUCUAUCCUAGCAGAAGAGUGGACUACUUGCUUCCCUACCCCAUCAGGGAGCAGAGAAGCCUUCCUGUAGGAAAUAGUAAGCCCGGCACUGAGGCAAGAGUUACGAAUCAUUUUCUUCAAGAUGAAGCUAAUAGACAAGCAAGGAGUUUAUCCACACUACUGAGUGGGAGUCGAGGCAGGGGUACUCUUGCCCCCCAGACAGAGGACAAUCCUCGUGAGCCGUCUGAUGACAUUCACAUUGGGAGUCAAAGCUUCUUGGAGUCUCUGAGUGAGACUGGGACCAAAGAAAGAGCUGCUGCCGGCACUGAAGCCCCCUCGUACCCACAAGGACCAAAACCAGAAUCCCAAAGAAAGAGGGAAGUGAGGAUCAGACACCGGAGAAAGGCACAGGAGAAGAAUGCAGAGAACUUGGGGGAAAACCCCAACUGGGGAGGAGCAACCUUUUACUCCCAAGAAGGGAUGCCUAUCCUGUAUUUCUCUGGUAGGCGGGAACAGCUCUUGCUUCGCCCAGAGGUGAUGGUUGAGAUUCCCCGGGAAGCAUUCACGGUGGAAGCCUGGGUUAGACCAGAGGGAGGACAGAACAACCCAGCCAUUAUAGCAGGUGUAUUUGACAACUGCUCCCAUGCUCUCAGUGACAAGGGCUGGGCCUUGGGUAUCCGGUCAGUGGAGUAUCAUGGAAGGAAGGAUGCUCGUUUCUUUUUUUCUCUCCGCACAGACCGUUUGAGAAAGGCUACAAUUGUGAUUGGGCAUAGCCGCUACUUGUCAGGUACAUGGACACAUUUAGUAGCUACUUAUGAUGGACGUCGCAUAGCUCUCUAUAUAGAUGGAGCUCAAGUUGCCAGUAGCCUGGGCCAAUCUGGCCCUUUGCACAGCCCAUUUAUGGCAUCUUGCCGUUCUUUAAUCCUGGGUGGGGACAGCUCAGAGGACAGACACCAAUUCCGUGGGCACAUGGGUACCUUGACUCUCUGGAACACAGCACUUCAACAAAGCCAGCUCCAGCAGAGUUUCUUGCAGCCAAGUGGAUAUGGGGACUUAGCUUCCUUGGCACUCAGUGCUAUUUUUGCUCCAAUGGAACAGCAAUGGGUAACCUUUAAAGAUGGGGAAUUCCCAAGACUUGACAUGCUCCAGGAUCCAGAGCCUGAGCCUGAGAUUCUGCACCCUCUCAUACCUCCACCCUGUGGACAAACUGUCUGUGAUAAUGUGGAGUUGAUCACCCAGUACAAUUGGCACUGGCCACUGAGAAGUGAGAAGGUGAUCCGUUACCAAGUGGUGAAUGUAUGUGAUGACGAUGGACUUCAUCCUACUGUCAGCAGUGAGCAAAUCACCCGUCAACAUCAGGCAUUGAGUGCAGCCUUCAGCCGGUACAACAUCAGCUGGCAAUUGAGUGUUCAUGAAGUGCGUAACUCCACUUUGCGUUAUCGGGCUGUCCUCGUGAACUGUGAGCCCAGCAAGAUUGGCAAUGAUCACUGUGACACUGAAUGUGAUCAUCCACUUACUGGCCAUGAUGGAGGUGACUGUCGCCUUCAGGGACGCUGUUACUCAUGGAAUCGGAGGGAUGGUGUGUGCCACAUGGAGUGCAACAACAUGUUGGAUGACUUUGAUGAUGGUGACUGCUGUGACCCUGAUGUGACUGAUGUACAGAAGACUUGCUUUGACCCUGAUUCACCCAAGAGGGCUUACAUGAGUGUGAAGGAGCUGAAAGAGGCUUUGCAACUGAACAGCACCCACUUCCUCAAUGUCUACUUUGCCAGUUCAGUCCGGGAGGACCUGGCAGGUGCUGCCACCUGGCCUUGGGAUAAGGAAGCCAUCAGCCACCUUGGUGGUGUGGUCCUCAACCCAACCUAUUAUGGCAUGCCUAGCCAUACCAACAUCAUGAUCCAUGAAGUAGGACAUGUUUUGGGGCUGUACCAUGUCUUCAAAGGGGUCAGUGAAAGGGAAUCUUGUGAUGAUCCCUGCAGGGAGACUACUCCAACCAUGGACACAGGUGACCUUUGUGCUGACACAGCUCCCACACCGAAAAGUAAGUUGUGUCAGGACCCAGAACCUACUAAUGACACCUGUGGCCAAAACCACUUCUCUGGGACACCGUUCAACAACUACAUGAGCUAUACAGAUGAUGACUGCACUGAUCACUUCACCCCAAACCAAGUGGCCCGAAUGCAUUGCUAUUUGGAUCUGGUUUAUCAGCAAUGGAGUGAAAGCAGAAGACCCACCCCCAUCCCCAUUCCACCAGUGAUCAUUGGACAGACCCAAGAUUCCCUCACCAUUCACUGGCUGCCUCCCAUUAGUGGAGUUCUAUAUGAAAGGGAUGCUGGCAGUCUCUGUGGAGUGUGUGCAGAAGAUGGGACUUUCCGUCAAUAUGUCCAUGCUGCCUCUUCUCGCCGUGUGUGUGACUCUUCAGGUUACUGGACUCCAGAGGAGGCAGUAGGGCCCCCAGAUGUGGACCAACCCUGUGAGCCAAGCUUACAGGCCUGGAGUCCAGAACUCCAUCUAUACCAUAUGAACAUGACUGUCCCCUGUCCAGCAGAAGGCUGUAGUCUGGAACUGCUCUUCCUCCAUCCAGUCCAUGCAGAUAGCCUGACACUGUGGAUCACCUACCUCUCCAUGGAUUCCUCUCAGGCUCUCUUUGACUUGGAAGUCUUGAUGGAAAACCAUGAGUCUAUCCACCUGGGACCCUUGAACACCUUCUGUGAUACUCCCCUCACUGUCAAACUCAAUGUUGAAUGGAAGGUUUCAGGAGUGAAGGUCUACACAUUUGAUGAGAGGAUGGAAAUUGAUGCAGCUCUCCUAACCUCAAAGCCUCAUAGUCCACUGUGUUCUGGCUGCAAGCCUGUGAAGUACCAGAUCCUUCGGGACCCUCCAUUUAAAAGCAAUUCCCCUGUCAUGGUGGCACACCGUCAUAGGAAGUUCACGGACAAGGAAGUCAUACCUGGUCAGGUAUAUCAGUAUCAAAUUCAAGCUGCUGCUGGAACAGAAUUGGGAGAAGCCUCUCCUCCUUUAAUCCAUAUCCAUGGCACCCCCUACUGUGGGGAUGGGCAGGUGACAGAGAAUCUUGGAGAAGAAUGUGAUGAUGGAGAUUUGCUUGAUGGGGAUGGCUGCUCUAGAAAAUGUGAAAAGGAAAAAGGCUUCAACUGUGUUGGGGAACCCAGCCUGUGCUACAUCUAUGAGGGAGAUGGGAUAUGUGAGCCUUUCGAGAAGAUGAACAGUAUCCUGGACUGUGGUCUCUAUACUCCCAAAGGCUACUUGGAUCAAUGGGCCACUCAGGCCUAUACAUCUCAUCAGGACAAUAAUAUGUGCCCUGUUUCUUUGGUGACUGGGGAACCCCUUUCCAAGGUUUGCAAAUCCCACCCUCCCAAGUCACCAGAGGACCGUUCUCUUGCUGGUUGGUUUCCCUGUAUCACUAGUGAAGGGGAGAGAAAGGAGCCUGAGAUUCACCUUGAGAGAGAUGAAAAGGUCUGGCUCAAGGUAUGCUUUGACCAACCUGGAGUGGCCACCACAGUUUUCAUUUUCUUGGCAUCUGAUGGCAUGGUUCAUGGGGAAAAGCAGCAGCCAACAGUGACCCUUCAUUUGACUGAUGCCAAUGGACAAAACCACUCACUUGGAACCUAUGAAUUAUCAUGCCAGCAUAACCCAUUGGUUAUUAAUGUGACCCACAAUCUAAAUUUCCUUUUUCACCAAACCACCUCAGUGUUGCUUAAUUUCUCUUCACCAUUUGUGGGCAUCUCAGCAGUGGCCCUAAGGACUUCCUUAACUAUUAGUCCUUUAGCUCCCAACAACUGUGUCCCAGGGCAUGAAGAACAUGGACACCAACAACCAAGCUGUGCCCGUCAGCCUUGUGGAGAACAGGGCAGUUGUGUGCCAUUGCUACUUGACCAUGCAGAUGUUGUGAAUUGUACAUCCAACAGCCCAGAACACAUGAAAUGUGCUGUCAUCUGCAAAACGGGAUUCAUCCUCCAAGCCAAGAGUGGACAGAAACUAAGGCCCAUGCAGAAGGAGAUUUUGCUCACAUGUUCUGCUGGGUGCUGGGACCAAGCCAUCAGCUGUGUCCCCCUUGAUUGUGGUGUUCCUGACCAGUCACAUGUGUCCUAUGCAAGCUUCUCCUGCCUGGAAGGCACUGCCUUUCUAAAACGUUGUUCUUUCUCCUGUAUCUCACCAGCCAAACUUCAAGGAAUGAACCAGUGGUUGACCUGCCUUGAGGAUGGGCUUUGGUCUCUCCCAGAAGCUUACUGCAAAUUGGAGUGUGAUGUUCCCCCUGUCAUACCUAAUGCCAACUUGCUACUGCCUCGCUGCCUUCAGGGAAAUCAUGAUGUGGGGUCUAUUUGCCGAUAUCAAUGUGAACCUGGAUACUAUGUGGCAGAAAGUACAGAAAACAAGCCCAGGAACAAGCUUCUGAAGAUCCAAUGCCUGGAAAGUGGAAAUUGGGAGCAAGGUAGCUGCAUUCCAGUAGUAUGUGAAUCCCCAUCUCCUGUCUUUGAAGGCAUGUAUGCCUGUACCAAUGGCUUCAAGCUUGGUAGCCAGUGCGUGCUCAACUGUAACCUGGUCAGUCAAAGGAUGCCCAUAACUUGCACUAAAGAAGGGUUAUGGACAGAAGAGUUUAAGUUAUGUGAUAACCUUCAGGGAGAAUGUCCACCACCUCCAGAGCUCAAUUUAGUGGAAUACAAGUGUGAACAGGGAUAUGGAAUUGGUGCCGUGUGUACACCAUCCUGUAUAAUCCCCCCCAGUGAUCCAGUUAUGCUGCCUGAAAACAUCACUACUGACACCAUGGAACAUUGGAUGGAACCAACCAAGAUCCAGAAUAUAGUGUGUACUGGCAGACGGAGGUGGCACCCAGAUCCCAGCCUGGUUCACUGCAUCCAGUCAUGUGAGCCUUUUCAAGCCGAUGGGUGGUGCGAUACAAUCAACAACCGAGCCUAUUGUCAGUAUGAUGGUGGAGACUGCUGUUCUUCAACCCUCUCUUCCAAGAAGGUAAUUCCAUUUGCUGCUGACUGUGAGCAAGAUGAAUGCACCUGCCGGGAUCCCAAAGCAGAAGAAAAUCAGUAA